CGAUUUUAGUUCAUUCAAAGGAAAACAUGAAGUGGUUUAUUGUCGUUUUUAUUUGCAUCAGCCUCGAGCACGAAAUGCUAGUAGAAUCGAAACGUUCGAUUCCCUGUAGCAGUUUCAGUCGCAAUUUGAAUGAUUACACUAUCAAUUAUCAGCCAUUGUUGGAUGAGUGCACUGCGCAGGCAUUUAAAGAGCCAGCCGCCGUUGAAAAGCUCAAGAAACACAAUAGCGAUGUGUACAAAGUAGUGUCCGACAUGAGACAAUAUACAGCAUACAAUCGACGCCUCUUGAAUUCUAAUCGGUUCAGUCGACAAGAACAGACAAAAAUAUUGCAAAAUCAAUUUGCAGCGAUAAAAAAAGCCAACGAAGAAUACAAAACUACGCAACAAACAUCGUUGACGCAAAUCGAUCAGUUGGUAGCACAAUUAGAUCCAACGCAAGCCAUGCAAACGUGCCGAGAUACAAUUCUAACGGCAAAUAUCCAAAUGACUGUAACGGCCAACGAAUUGAUCGAUCUUCCGAAUCAACUGUGUGACCAGUUCAAAGCAACACUCGAUACAUUCAACACGGCAUUGGGAAAGGCAUACACUUUGAUCGGUGCACCUAUUCCGGCAUAAAAAAAUACAUGGAUAUUGAUGAAUUACAACGAAAAUUUUACUUCACCUAAUUACACUUCAAUCAGUUGCAUUGAUUCAAUUCAGGGGAACUAAGGUCGAUAAAAUAUAAACAAAAUAAAAAUAAAUGCCGAAUUUGUUCAGAAGAAUAAAAAAAACGAGUCUUUU
This is a messenger RNA of Sitodiplosis mosellana (orange wheat blossom midge), 779 nucleotides long. RefSeq lists its product as uncharacterized. The record is from RefSeq and is a predicted model, not a curated record. The transcript is spliced from 2 exons. NCBI's taxonomy places the organism in Eukaryota, Metazoa, Arthropoda, Insecta, Diptera, Cecidomyiidae. The coding region runs from base 27 to 614 and encodes 195 amino acids.